This is a messenger RNA of Emiliania huxleyi CCMP1516, 576 nucleotides long. RefSeq lists its product as hypothetical. The coding region runs from base 1 to 576 and encodes 191 amino acids. The record is from RefSeq and is a predicted model, not a curated record. The transcript has 6 exons. Lineage: Eukaryota; Haptophyta; Isochrysidales; Noelaerhabdaceae.
AUGCAGCCCCUCCCAGAGAGCCUCUCGCCGAUCCGCGCCUACGUCGACCGAGCGCGCGAGCUGAAGAGCGUGAGCGCCGUCGUCUCCCACCAGCUCCGCCGCGCCCGCAAGCUGGACCGUCCAGAUACGGCGCCGACCCCGCGCGACCGUUGGGCGGUGCUCGAGGCGCCGCGGAUCGCUCAGGGGCUGCACGCGAGCGCGGUGCUUCUCGACGCGCUCACCCAGCACGGCCCGCUCUCCGCUACCGAACUCGCCGUCCUGCGUGCCGCCCACCAGCGCUCGCAGGCGACGGGGCGCACCUUCUACGUCGACUACGUCAACAAGGUGACCAGCUGGGACAGGCCGGGCGGGGAGGAGAGCGGAGAGUCGCGGGUGGACCGGGCGACGGGGAAGACGUACUACGUCGACUACGUCAACAAGGCGGAGGAGAGGAUGCAGCGGGACCUGAAGGCAGCGGCCGCCGAGGCUGCCAAGCAGCAGAUGGUUGCAGACUCGCUGCGCAAGGCGCGCGAGCAGGGGCUCGUCGUCACGCCGCCCGCCGGCAAGCCAGGCGGGGGAGGGGCAGCUCCAUCUUGA